UUUCGUUAUCCCUUUUGUAUUUUAGAUGCCUCGUCAAUUAAACCAAUACCCAUUUGUUGUAGGCAUAGGUAAGCUGGAGUGUUUAUUCCUUAAGUUUGCAUUGUAUUAAAAGCAUUCAGACUUUGGAUCUACAGCGUUUAGCUUUUCAAUAGCCUAUGAAGAUGAUCCGACCGUCUACACCAUUGAUAAUUGGUACAAUCACUUGUUUUAUUGUCGCAUAAAAGGUUAUCUUAAUGAUUAUAAUAAUCACAGGUCAAAAAAUCACCGGCAGCUUCCUGCUUCGCUCCUAUACAAGAAGAACAAAACAGUACUUUGUGGCGUCUCUCCCAACGAUAUAGAGAAAGGCGAUAUCUAUAUUCCAAACAUGGUCAAGUAUUUAUUGGAUCUAAAUUUGGCAAACAAAGAGCUGGAACAAUAUGACCUGACCAUUGCAAUGGUUGUUACAGACUAUUUGAGAGGUUUUCAUGAGUUGGCUAUGACGAAGCUCAAGGAGACUGAAAGAUUUAAAGGCGUUAAGCAAGAAAUGAUGAGUUACUGCAUGAUAUGUCCGAGUGCUUUACAAGCGUUUAUAAACAAAUGCUUUAUCAAGGCAGAAUUGAUUAAGGAAAAUGAGCCACGAUUACAUUUUACGACAAAAAUAAACGGGAGUGACAUAGACGCGGUUCAUUUUGCACAACAUAUUAUUAAACCGACUCGGAGGAACUCUACGGAUAUUUUGUUUCGAAAAAAAAAGGAUGCUGCUAAACCAUUUGCUUUGAUACUGGGUAUUGGUAAGUUGGAAAAUAGAUUAACUCGAUUUUGCUUCUUACGCAUUAUUAUAGAUUUUGGUACUACGCUCUCUGGUUGUUCCUAUUCUCGUCUAGACAAUCCCAAGUUGAUAAAGACUAUAAAGUCAGGAUGGUACGUGUUUCACUGUCUUAUGAUCUAGCAUCAUUUGACAUGAGUCUUUUAGGCCUGGAGACAAAUCGGGUAUCAAAGCACCCACUGUUCUUAUGUACGACGAUAUGGGCAACAAAGUGAAAUUCUGGGGCCAAGAGGCGAAGUCAAGAGCUCGUGUUCGUAAAGAAAACAA
Messenger RNA from Mucor mucedo, 1072 nucleotides. RefSeq lists its product as uncharacterized. Bases 365 to 928 code for a protein of 187 amino acids. Lineage: Eukaryota; Fungi; Mucoromycota; Mucoromycetes; Mucorales; Mucoraceae. The transcript has a single exon. The record is from RefSeq and is a predicted model, not a curated record.